Messenger RNA from Aphis gossypii (cotton aphid), 6300 nucleotides. Its product is annotated as cationic amino acid transporter 3. NCBI's taxonomy places the organism in Eukaryota, Metazoa, Arthropoda, Insecta, Hemiptera, Aphididae. The record is from RefSeq and is a predicted model, not a curated record. The coding region runs from base 457 to 2871 and encodes 804 amino acids. The transcript has 15 exons. Gene Ontology annotation, cellular component: plasma membrane. Gene Ontology annotation, molecular function: amino acid transmembrane transporter activity. Gene Ontology annotation, biological process: transmembrane transport; amino acid transport.
CUCCAUUUGCGGGCGGCAGUGCUAGAACCGUAGUCCGGGUAGUCGGUAGGGCUCUGUAAGACGAAAUUUUUGUUUUAUUUUGUUUUUUGUUUUUAUUUUGAUUAUCAUAAUAAUAUGAUGUUUCUGAUCACGCAGAUCAAUUUGGCCGUUGUCCAAUUGUGCUAUAGAUCGUAACACCAUUUGCCGAGUACUUGUAUAGUGCGUAUGUGUGCGUGUGUGUGUUAUUUAUCUGGUUGCACAUCUAAAUAUGUUAAUAAUUUGAUUUUGAAUAACUCUGUGGUGUGUGAUAUCUGAGUUAAAAUCAGUUUCCGUCAUCAUCAGAAACUUUCCUCCCGUAAAAUAGGUAAUAAUAUUUCUGUAAUGGUAAAUUUAGUUUACACCAAAAUCAAUAAUAUUAAUUCAAACCAGUGCCUAAUCUAUUUCAGAUAACGAAUUAGUCACUAUAAGAAAAUCAUCAUGUCGGUGCCUAAAUUGUCAACCGAUUUCCGGAGGGAUGGCUUAGCUCUGAUCACACGCAUGGUCAGAACAAAAGACUUAGAUGACCUUCAGGGUGAAUCAAGCCCUCCAGGACGAUUUGAUCCUCACCAUCCAACGAAAUUAAAAAAAUGUCUGAACACAAUUGACUUGACCUCUUUAGGUGUCGGUUCUUGUCUGGGAACUGGCAUGUAUGUGGUCACUGGACUGGUUGCUAGGAGGUUUGCAGGUCCUGCGGUCAUCCUCUCGUUUAUUAUAGCUGCUGUAGCGUCACUAUUUUCGGGUGCGUGUUACGCUGAAUUUGGUGUCCGUGUACCAAACACUUCCGGUUCCGCGUAUAUGUACAGUUACGUCACUGUCGGCGAAUUUAUAGCGUUUCUGAUUGGUUGGAACAUGGUGCUCGAGUAUCUCAUAGGAACAUCAGCAUGCGCGUGUGCCCUGAGCGCGAGCCUGGACUCGCUCACUAACGGCGCUAUUAGCGCAUCAGUUCAGAAUUACGUAGGAUUUCUUGGAAAACCAGAUAUCCUGGCCGCGGGCAUUACUCUUUUGAUGAUGGUGCUUCUCGCAGCUGGUGUAAAAAAAAGUUUGAUAUUUAACCAUCUGAUGAACGCCAUCAACUUGGCCGCGUGGGUAUUUCUCAUGAGCGCCGGAUUAUUCUACGUCAAUCUUGAUAAUUGGACCAAGAACGAUGGGUUUUUGCCGAACGGCUGGGGCGGGGUAUUUAAAGGGGCAGCAACUUGUUUUUACGCUUUUAUCGGAUUUGACAUCAUCGCUACUACUGGUGAAGAAGCUCAUAACCCAAAAAAGUCUAUUCCACUGGCUAUCAUGGCUAGUUUAGUUAUUAUACUUGUAGCGUAUGUUAGCUCUUCAAUAAUUCUCACACUUAUUGUACCUUAUACAAAAAUCGACGAGAAUGCCGCUUUGCUGGACAUGUUUGUGCAGGUAGGCGCGCCUAGGUGUCAGAUGAUCGUUGCAGCGGGUGCUAUGGCCGGUCUGUUAGUGAGCAUGUUUGGUUCUAUGUUUCCGAUGCCCAGAAUCAUUUAUUCAAUGGCCCAAGACGGUUUGCUGUUCAAGUCACUAAGUCAGAUAUUUCCAUUGACCGGUACACCGGUAGUAGCCACUGUACUGUCUGGUAUAGCGUCCGCAGUAGCCGCUCUUGUUAUUAACUUAGACACGCUCAUCGAAAUGAUGUCCAUUGGCACGUUGUUUGCCUACACUUUAGUGUCAACAUGCGUGCUGAUACUCCGGUACCAGCCGCAGACGUCUACCGUAAUACACUUCUUCCCAGAGACGAUGCGAUCUCCCAUGAACGCACCCAAACAGAUCGUCACCAAUGGACGGGUAAACUUUGUGGUUCAGGAUGAUCAAAAAUACGCAUACACGAAUCAGGGAUACGGUAAUCAGACGUCGUUUUAUCAGACACAGUUGCCGCUACCGCAGCAAAUUAUACCUUCUCACCAGUCGCAGAGGAUUAUGGUCCGAAAAGUGACUAGAAGUUCACCGGAUUCGGAUGACACGUACUUUGGAGACGACUCCGAGGAGGGGCGCGAUGAUCAAUACCUGGUUUCAGACAGGUGCGAGAGCAAAUUCUACGGUUCCGUGCAUGGGGGAUCGACUGCUGGAUCGACGGCCGCGCCAGGAGGAUUCAGUGCUGCCAGCGCCAAUAUCACUAGAUCCAUUAAGGCCGCCACGUAUCUGUGCCCAGCCAUAUUCCCGUGGGUGGACAUGGGACCGGCAACCGAAGAGAGCGGAAUGGUGGUGCUCAAACUGGUCGGCGUAUUUUACGUGCUCAUCAUCGUGUUCGACGUACUGCUGGUGUUCGUGUCUUCUGAAUCGUCAACUUUCGUCUACGUCCUGCUGUACGCCCUGUUGAUUGCCGUUAUCAUCGUGCUGGGAGCCAUAUCCCGCAAGCCCCAGAACAAACAAAUUCUCGUUUUCAAAACACCAUGGGUUCCAUUUGUACCGUCAUUCUCAAUUGCCGUCAAUUUGUACUUGAUAUUUCAACUGAGCACAAUGACUUUACUUCGGAUAAUCGUAUGGGUUUCAAUUGGUCUAUUUGUUUACUUCUAUUAUGGUAUAAAGCAUAGCACGUUGGAACCACGGGUAGACGAGGACGAGAGAAUUGAACUGAAAAUGAAAUCGCAAACGACAAAACCACAAAAUAAUCGGCCACAAGCCCCAGCUUCGGCGAAGACUUCCACUAACACCAACAUCACUUCCACCUCCAAUUCUACCACCACCUCCACCGGAGUCACCUCCACUACGACUUAUUCUACUGCAACAGUGGUCGACGAGAAGACCGAACCGAAGAGGCCGACUAACUUAGAACCGCUACCCGCCAGCAAGGACAGUAAUUUGUUUGUGUCACCGUCCGCGUUCCCAAAGUGGGAAGACUAGAAUGACUGACCAAAAAAUUCAAAAAAUAAAAAAAAAAAUUAUAAAAUUUAAAAAUAAUAAACGUUUUGUUGACUCGGUGUCGAGACUUCAACAACGUUGUGUGUAAAUAGGGAUGUAAAAAAAAUAAUAAUAAUAAUAACUACUUAUAAACUUAUAAUAUAUUAUUACGGUUACAAAAUCAAUUCUUUGGGCUACCAAAAUGACUAUAAUACACUAUAAUAUUAUGUUAUUUAUAACACGUAUAAUACACGUGAUAUUUUUAAUAUAUUCUAUUACCUAGCUACUAUUAUUAUAUAAAAAAUCGAUAUUAUAUUAUAAAUUUGAUCUGUAAAACGUAAAAAAAGUGUCCUGUAUUAACGAACGAAUUAGAUCAAAAAAGUGUUGAACUAUUUGAGCUAUAAUUUAACAUCGUCGGGGCUCGUUUAUUGAUAUGCAUUUAAAUGUACAAUUCAAUAUGUCGUUGUUCUAUUUUUUGAAUUCACGUUCAAUCAUAUUCCUCGUGGCGAUUAACAUUAACUUAACUUCAUUAUAUACUAACUAUCUUAUGAUCGCCCAUCGUUAUACUGUAUGUAAGACCUAUUACCUGUCCACCCACUCGAUCAUUUGUCUACGGUUUUUUUUUUUUUUAUUGUCUCAAACGUAUAACUGAUUUUAUUACAAUUCAAAGUUCAUUGCCUCCGCUAGUCUGUGAAUUAGUGGAAUUCACAGUCGAAAUUCACCACGACAAUUGACAGUAAAAUGAUGAUUGCAAUAAUUUAUUAUAGGCACGAGUUAAAAUGGUUUCUCUUGUUUUCAAUAUUAAAUUGAGUUACCCGGUUUGAAGCAUUUAAAAAUGCAUUCGCGAUAUAACUCUUACUACACACUAAUGAUCAUUAGUCGAUAUCGAUUUUCAUUCGUUUGCUUUGUUCAUUUUUUGUUCAACACUCGCGUAUUACAGUAAAAUUACCAGUGAACUAUAAUAUAAUGGUAUAUUUCAUUUUGACUUACAAAACAGUAAGAAGAUUUUUUUUUAUUUCAAUUUCCAAAUAAUUAAAAAAAAAAAAAAAAAAACAGUAACAGUAGUAACUAACUUUAUCUGCAGAUCACUCGACUUAACACGGAUAUCGUUCUGUAGCUUAACGUAUACGAUAUUAUUACGCUUCCCCCUGCAUUGUGAUUUACAUCUGUGGUAGGCAAACUUUACCUAUAACUACCCGCCUACCUAUAACUAACAAAUCAAUAAUAUAUUUUCAACACGUUUAAAUAAACCGUCGACCAUUCAAAUGUUCAACAAUGGUCGUUUUCGCUUAAUGAAGGAUUUCUAUCUAUAUUAUAUACGCACUCGAACGAGAAGUAGUGAGGCAUGUCUAUAUACGCUGAAUAUAAUAUGAGUGUGCGUAUAUGUGUAUGGUUAUUGAUUAAUAUUAAAACGUAAAAAGCUUUUCUGUUGUCUUUUUUUAAUUGCUAGAUGUACUAUAAUUCAUAUUUUAUAUCGGGCCCUGACGUCCGGUUACGUUAUUUCGUCCCUAUAUUCAGUCGUAAUGUUUUAUUGGAAGGCUGCCGAUUUUGUCGAACAAAUCCUCCACUUUGCCCACAUCGUAUACACAACGGUAUUGCAGGUGGAUUUAUUUAAUCCCGAAAUCGUUUUCAAAUAGUCAAUGAUUUCUCCUAUAGAUUGGACAUACUAUUAUGAUUUAUAUAACAAAAAAUAAAUGUAUGUAUAUACAUUAUAAUAUAUAAUACACACAUUCUUAUUAUAUAUGUUUACAAAACAAUAUUUGUUUGUUUUAUUGUUGUGGCAAGACUGGUUUUAUCGAAUUGUAACGUAAAAUAAUUUGAAAUGUUUUAAAUUUGUUAAAUAAUUAUUAUGUUUGUACUUGAUUGAAUAUAAUAUUAUACAAGCUCCUUUUCUCAGUGGUCGUCGGCAAUAGAAAAAUAGUUGUAAAUUAAUAAAUUAACAAUUCGUGCCUAAACUACAUUUUAUAUCAUAAAAUGAUUAACGGGAUUAUAAGCAGGAUAUUAAGCAUGUAGCAAAAAAUCCAUGUAAAUUGACUGGAAGAUCGAUUACAAUGACCACACCCCAAUCACCCUCGGUUUGGGCUAUAAAGUCUCCGUUAGAAUAAUUUCGUCUCGUUGUUUGCUGGCGACCAAAUUAUAUUAAAUUCCUAACUUAGAUAUUAAAAAAUAAAUAUAUUAUAGUGGUUUUUCCUAUUAGUAAAUGAACAGGUAUUAUGUGUAUUUUAAAAUUUACAUUAAUUUAUAAACUAUUUACUUCAUAAAUUCUUAGUUAUAUAUUAUAGAGCGUGUUUAAUAAGUAUUACUCCUAGUCCCUAGAAUGUUAGUAUAAAUUAUAUUAUACGCUUUCAAAAUGGAAGUUGUCGCGCAAAGGUUCAAAUCUUCAUCUAAAAUUAUUAUUAUGAAACACAACAUUGUAUAGGCUGUAUAUUAUAAUAAUUAUCUAUAAAAUUGAUAUAUUAUAUUGUAACGAAAAUCAUUGCAUUUUUUCUUAAAUUGUUUUACGUGCCUUAAUUACACAACUAAAUAAUAUUAAAAUAUUGGAACGUAUGCGUAUAAUAAUGUUUAUUGGGGAAAACAAAUAUUUGUACUUAUUCGAAAAUUUUAUUUCCUCUUGGAAAUUAUUACUCUUAAAUUUAUUUUUAACCUUUAUUACUAAAUUGGAAAACUGUAUAGAAAAUACAAUAUUAUAAACAAAAGAAGUAUAAAAUUCAGGAUUUCCAAUACGAUUAAUAUUACAGUGCCAUUAAUCUGAUGCCAAUUUUACGAUUAUGCGUACAUUUUGUUCGGUUACCAUUAUUAUAAUUAUAAAUAUUAUUAUCAUUAUUAUAUUAUUAGUAGCAUUAUUAUUUGUAAUAUUAUUAAAUUUAUUAUAAUUUUUUUAUUGUUCAUACAAUAUUUGUUACUUUUAUAUCAUAUGUAUUAUUGUCAUCGUUACUAUUUAUCAUUUAGUUGUAAGUAUACAAAAUUAAAAAUAAUUUUACUGGCGACGAAUACUAAAAAUGAAGAUAAAAUAUAUCUCGAUACUGGUUCAAUAUUAAGAUAUUAUAUUGGAAUUCCAAAAUUUUCGAAAAUCAUAUACGCGUAGUGUGGAUAGUUUGUUUUGCAAGUCUAAGAAUUAUAAAAUAUCAUAACUUCAAGGCUCAUUGUUUAGGUAAAUACAUUAUUGAUAACUGUGGUUGGAAGUAAAUUACAUAUGAAUAUCCAAAUGCCUAAUUUUAAUAUGGCGGUGUUUCUAAGAAUAAUACACGUUCGGUAACAGCUGAUUUAACAAACGCUCUAAUUCAAUGAUUAAAUAGUAAUGGUGGAUCACGAUUUCAAAGAUUUUUACUAGUGUGAAACAUAAAUCAAUUUUUUUAAUUCAAUUCACUAAAAGACGAGUACUAUGUUUCGAUUGGUUUGUAUUUGUUUAAAAUAAAAUUUAUAUCAUUAUUA